AUGCUUCGACGCGCGGCGGCGCGCGCGUCGAGCUGGACUCGCGCGUCCGCGCGGCGCGGGUUCGCGUCCAAGUCCGACGGGCCCGGCGACGCGUCGCCGUCGUCGGUCGCGCGAUCGUCUUCUUCGAAUGCUCCGCCGGCGCCCGCGUCGUCUUCGUCGUCGUCGUCGUCGUCCAACGCCGCCGCGCGCGCGGCGGCGGCGGCGCCGGAGGCGUCGCCCGAGGAGCUCAUCCGCGCUGGAAAGCCCCUGAACCUCUCCCAGAGCGCGGAGCUCCUGUUCGACGACGCGACGCCGCGCGCGCGCGGGGGUCGACGCGCCGACGGCACGUUCACGCUGGAUUGGCACCUGUGGCACGCGUUCCUCGCGGCGCUCCCGGCCGCGGCCGCGCUCGCGUACGCGCAGCACGUGAAGACGACGGACGGGUGGAAGAAACACGAGGAGAAGCUGCGGGGCGCCGGCGGCGACGCGGGGGGCGCGCUUCGAGCCCUCGCGGGAGGCGGCGGCGGCGGCGGCGAGGGCGGCGGCGACGCGUCGUCGUUGUCGUCGUCGUCGUCGUCGUCGAACGACGACGACCUGCGGCGAACGGUCGCGUCGCUUCAGCGCCAGGUUCAGGAGCUCGCGUCUAGGAUCGCCGGCGACGGCGACGCGGGGGUCGCCGCGGAGGGGGAGAUGACCGCGCGCGCGGCGGCGACGGCGGCGGCGGCGGCAGCGGCGACGUCGGCGGCGGCGGGAGGGCGGGCCGCGACGUCGUCGACGUCUUCCGCCGCGGGCGAGGACGGCGCGACGGGCGAGGGGAAUAGAAGGCAUUUAGUAGGCAUAUCGCGCGAGUGGUGGCGGCGACGGCGGCGGCGCGGCGGCGAGGAGUAG
This is a messenger RNA of Micromonas pusilla CCMP1545, 867 nucleotides long. RefSeq lists its product as uncharacterized. The record is from RefSeq and is a predicted model, not a curated record. Bases 1 to 867 code for a protein of 288 amino acids. The transcript has a single exon. NCBI's taxonomy places the organism in Eukaryota, Viridiplantae, Chlorophyta, Mamiellophyceae, Mamiellales, Mamiellaceae.